CCGGGAGUAAUUUCCGCAAAAAUCCGAGUAAUUCAGUCGUAUGGUUCUUCAUGGUGGUAUCAUCUUUGUUAUCGGCUACCAUUCACCACCUCCUUACCGUCAGACACCACGAUUCCAGAGGUCAUUCCAGAGCACAUUGGCCAUCUCACACCUUAAUCCGGUCUCUCAUGGACGCCGAUUUGUUGGACUGCGAGCAUCUAUCAAUUUUAAGCUCGGUUUCAAUUCAUUCCACAUCCGAUUUCAAGAUCUGUUGACAUCUCCUCUAGCUGGUAAAAUCUAUCACCUUUUACUAAUUUCUUAUGUAUUUAAGUCCUUCAAUUUUUACUCAUGCUUAUGGAGUUGCGGUGUGUUUGCUCUCUUUGGUUUUAAAUUUGAUUGUUUCUGCCUCUGUGUCUCUGUGAUGUGGUGUAAAAGUGUGUAGAGUGAUUAGGGUAGGAUGGAGUCUCUUGGAUUUCAAUGCAAAAUAUUUAGUUAGAAUUUGAUAAUGCUACACGCACCCCAGCUUACCUUAUAAUACUAACAGAUAGGCAGGUAUGCUUAUUCACCAGCAAUGUGUUAGAAAAUUUGAAAAUUGGGUAAAGAAGAAAAGAAAAGGCCAUAGGGUUAUAAAGGAGAAAGAUAGGGGUAUUUGGACCAUCUCAUUCAUAGGUGCUGGAGGCGUAUGAGCUGAAAGGAACAUUGAGGAAUGUCGUCCAGUUCACCAUCCUAGGUGAGCUGUUUCAAAAUAUUGUUUUACUUAACCACAACAUCAUUCACAGCUUGUCAAGGAUCAUUCUCAUCAUGCUCAAACACUUUUACCUCUUACAGACUUUUCAUUUCAUCUUCCUUUUAUUCUUUAGUUGUGCCAUAUAAGUUGAAAGUCUUAACUGCAGAAUGUAGAGCAAGAACCAAGUUUCCUGAAGGUUUGAAUUGGGAAAACCAAUUUUCAGAACCUCCCCAACGUAUUAGAAGCAUCUGCCAUAUUCCUUGUUUUCUUGUUAAGUCUCUUUUAACAUUUAAAAGACCUAGUAACAUUAUGAUUUGACAUAUUUAUUGAUCUGUCCGCAUUUGUUUGAUUAUCAGAAGUAUUAUUCAAGCUAGAAAGAAUGCUCUUUGAGCACAGCAAGUGACUUGUUUCUAAAAAGUCCGAGUGCCUAUUUUCAGCUUCAGGUGUUUCACCACAUCGAGAAGUGAGCAAUCUUUAGAUUUUUUUUUGCAGCCAGUAAUGCAAAAAUAAUUGAUAGGAUUAUACUCCGGGAACACAUGUGCAUCUUAUGGUCAGUUUGGACCAAUGUUUGAGGGUGUUUUGCAUAAAACAUACAUAAAAGGUAGUUGGUUCAUUUUUUGCACAAAUUCCAUUGCAGGCUUUUUUGUUUUUUGAACGGCUCCUCUGUACUCAAUAAUUCAGUCACUCGAAUUUAAAAGUGCAGUUAUUAUACCAUUAUGUAUGCAUUCAGGCCGGCUUAGAGGGUCGAUUUUAUUAGAAGCCGGGACUACUCUAUUAUGAAAGUUGAUGAAACAGGGGGUGAAGCAUUAAAGACUAUUCUGAUACUCACUUUUUGUAUAAGUGAGUAUAAGUUUUUUGUUAGUGUUUACUUUGUGAUACUUUUCACUUUGUUUGUUAUGUAUUUGAGUUGGGAAAACCUUAACAUAGGGGCUGCGUUUGUAUAGCAAAAAUGUACACACUAUGGAUGUUGUUUUGGUAGGGUUGGCUUAGUUUGUAACAUUUAUGUUGGAAAAUAU
Molecule: messenger RNA, 1722 nt
Organism: Cuscuta epithymum
Lineage: Eukaryota; Viridiplantae; Streptophyta; Magnoliopsida; Solanales; Convolvulaceae
Source: the annotation of a GenBank genome assembly